Molecule: messenger RNA, 660 nt
Organism: Macrosiphum euphorbiae (potato aphid)
Lineage: Eukaryota; Metazoa; Arthropoda; Insecta; Hemiptera; Aphididae
Source: the annotation of a GenBank genome assembly
AUGACUCAGCACAAUGUAACAAUUAAUAAGGAUGGUAAAAAUUACACGCUUGCAGUUUAUAAGGAUAAUUCAACAGGACCACGACCAGAAUCGUACAGGGAAGAUAUGUUGAAGGCAAAACACUUUACAACUGAAAAUGACAAAGAAAAUUUUUAUUCAGAGAUCAAGGCGGCAGCUGAAUCUGGUUGGGAUUUUUCGAGCCGUUGGUUCAUCCUAAAUGGAACAAGUGAAGGAAAACUUGUCAAUUCGAAAACUAGGUCGAUCGUACCGGUGGAUCUCAAUUCAAUAGUAUAUUGGAAUGCCAAGUUAUUGAGUGAUUUCUAUAGAAAAAUAAAUAACACCAUCAAAGCCUCGGAAUAUGAAAUAGUUUCUUUGCAGUGGAAAGAAGCAUUAACGGAAGUUCUUUGGGAUGAGGAGGUGGGAUCGUGGUUUGACUUCGAUUUGAUCAAUAAUAUAAAACGAAAAGAUUUUUACCCAACAAAUAUAUCACCUUUAUGGACGGGCUGUUAUGAUGAGAAAAAAACAGAAUACUUUGUGACAAUGGUCCUUAAAUACUUAAAUAAAACAGACAUACUGGAAACAAGUGGGGGUAUGCCGACCACUUUGAGGUCAACGGACGAGCAGUGGGAUCAGCCCAAUGCAUGGCCUCCUCUCCAAUAA